AUGUGUAGGCUGGCUGGCGAUGUUGAGCAUUUCGGCGGAGCGUCGCCCGACCCCAACAAGGGUCGCGAGCUCCUGCCAACCAAUGUUAUCCCCAGACAUUACGACCUGACUCUGGAACCCGACUUGGAGAAGUUCACCUUCAACGGCCACGUCGUCAUCGAUUUCGACGUGCAAGAGGAGACCAAGUCCAUAUCUCUCCACACACUCGAGCUCGAUAUCCACAGCGCCCAUAUCAAGUCCGGCGACCAGGUUAUAAGUUCUUCCUCCUCCAUUACCUACGACGAGUCGAAGCAAGUGUCCACCAUCGAGCUCAAGGAUGCCGUUCCCAAGGGCAAGACGCAGCUCGAGAUCAAGUUCAAGGGCCAGCUGAACGACCUGAUGGCCGGGUUCUACCGCUCUACCUACAAGAAGCCCGACGGCUCCGAGGGAAUCCUAGCUACCACGCAGAUGGAGGCCAAUGACUGCCGACGGGCCUUCCCCUGUUUUGACGAGCCCAUGCACAAGGCCAAGUUCACCGUCACUCUAAUCGCCGACAAGCACCUGACAUGUCUGAGCAAUAUGGAUGUCGCCUCCGAGUCCGAGGUGCAGUCUGAGAUGAGCGGCACAGCCAAAAAGGCCAUCAGGUUCAACACGACUCCCCUAAUGUCCACCUAUCUGGUUGCCUUCAUCAUUGGCGAACUGAACCACAUCGAAACCAAGAAGUUCCGUGUCCCCAUUCGAGUGUACGCCCCUCCCAACUCGGACAUUGAGCAUGGCCGGUUUUCGCUUGAACUCGCAGCCCGGACUUUGGAGUACUACGAGAAGAUCUUUGGAGCCGAAUUCCCUUUGCCCAAGAUGGACAUGGUAGCCAUUCCUGACUUUUCUGCGGGAGCUAUGGAGAACUGGGGUCUGAUCACCUACCGCACUGUUGAGGUGAUGCUGGACGAGAAGGCCAGCGGCGCCGCGACCAAGGAACGUGUGGCAGAAGUUGUGCAGCACGAGCUGGCGCACCAAUGGUUCGGUAACUUGGUGACUAUGGACUGGUGGGAAGGCCUUUGGCUAAACGAAGGCUUCGCUACUCUUAUGAGCUGGCAGAGCUGCGACCACUUCUACCCGGAGUGGAAGGUCUGGGAAAGCUACGUGUCCGGUACUCUUCAAAGCGCCCUUGGCCUAGAUUCGCUGCGAAGCAGUCAUCCCAUUGAAGUGCCCGUCAAGCGCGCCAGUGAAGUCGAUCAGAUUUUCGAUGCCAUCUCGUAUUCCAAAGGAUCAUGCGUCCUUCGCAUGAUAUCGACAUACCUCGGUGAGGAAACGUUCUUGGAGGGCAUCCGGCGAUACAUCAAGAAACACGCAUACGGCAACACGCAGACCGAAGAUCUUUGGGCUGCUCUUGAAGAUGCCAGUGGUAAACCUGUCAAGGAAAUCAUGUCCAUCUGGACCAAGAACGUUGGCUACCCUGUGGUGCAGGUCACCGAGAACCCUGAGGAUAGUUCGAUCCAUGUGAAGCAAAACCGCUUCCUACGGACUGCUGAUACGAAGCCCGAGGAAGACGAAGUGUUAUACCCUGUCUUCUUGGGCCUCCGAACGAAGGACGGUGUGGACGAGUCUCUAACGCUGUCAAAGAGGGAUGGGGUCUACAAGGUCCCCGAUACGGAUUUCUUCAAACUGAACGCGAACCACACAAGCCUUUACCGAACGUCUUACUCUCCAGAGAGACUAGCGAAGCUUGGUCAGUCAGCCAAGGAGGGGCUACUGACAGUUGAAGACCGAGCUGGUAUGAUCGCUGACGCGGCUGCUCUUGCGUCGUCCGGUUACCAGAAGACUUCGGGUGUUCUGGACCUACUGAAGGGUUUCGAUACCGAGGAGUCCUUCGUGGUGUGGAGUGAACUCAUCUCCAGGGUUGGUGUUGUUCAGGGCGCGUGGGUGUUCGAGGACCAGGCAGUCAAGGAUGGCCUACAAGCUUUCGUCAAGGACCUCGUUAGUGAGAGAGCCCAUAAAUUGGGUUGGAACUUCUCGGACAAGGAUGGUCACAUUGAGCAACAAUUCAAGGCUAUGAUGUUCAGUGCUGCUGGAACGUCUGGUGACGAGGAGAUCAAGGCUGCGGCCAAGGAGAUGCUUACUAAGUACAAUGACGGCGACAAGUCGGCUAUCCACCCGAACAUACGGGCUAGCGUUUUCAGCAUGAAUCUCAAGUAUGGCGGAGUGGAAGAGUACGAUGCGAUCCUCAACAUCUUCCGUACCUCGAGCAACACUGACGAGCGGAACACGGCUUUGCGGUGCCUCGGGCGCGCGAAGAACCCCGAGCUCAUCCAGAGAACGAUAGGCCUCAUCCUAGGCAACGAGGUCAAGAGCCAAGAUAUGUACCUCCCAGCGGGUGCCUUGAGAAGCCACCCCGAGGGCAUUGAGGCCUUGUGGACCUGGCUGACCGAGAAGUGGCCCGAGAUCAACAAGCGGCUGAGCGGCACCCCGUCCAUGCUUAGUACGAUGGUCACGCUGUGCACGUCCAGCUUCACGAAGCCAGAGCAACUUGAGAGAGUCGAGAAAUUCUUCAAGGAUGUCGACACCACGGCCUUUGACCAGUCGCUAGCGCAGAGUAAGGAUAGUGUCCGCAGCAAGAUCUCUUGGCUAGAGCGUGAUCGCGACGACGUGGCAGCAUGGGUCAAGAAGAACGGCUACAAGGCCAGCCUGUGA
Anthostomella pinea is the source of this 2667-nucleotide messenger RNA. NCBI's taxonomy places the organism in Eukaryota, Fungi, Ascomycota, Sordariomycetes, Xylariales, Xylariaceae. The record is from the annotation of a GenBank genome assembly.